Closterium sp. Naga37s-1 is the source of this 216-nucleotide messenger RNA. Lineage: Eukaryota; Viridiplantae; Streptophyta; Zygnematophyceae; Desmidiales; Closteriaceae. The record is from the annotation of a GenBank genome assembly.
CUCUCUCGAGGCCAACAUGUUGUCAGGACCUGUGCCUUCCUCGAUCACAAAGCUCACUACACUUACUUUCCUUUCCCUCUCUACCAACCAGCUCACCAACUCCAUCCCCACUGACAUUGGCUUGCUGACAAAUCUGGUAUCCUUGGCCCUUCAGAUUAACCGGCUCACGGGUCCAAUCCCUGCAGAAAUUGGCUCACUACGUCUUCUGACAUACCU